AACCAGCCCACCCCUCCGGGAGCUCGGUGCCGCCCCUCCGGCGGCGUGUCCCGUGCGGGCCCGCCCCGGCCGCAGCGGCGCGGGCCAUGGCGGAGCUCCAGGAGCGCCUCGAGGCGCUGGAGCGGCGGAUGGAGCGGGCGGAGGCGGCGCUGCGGGAGCGGCCCCUCGCCGCCCUGCGGCUCCACGGGCCGGUGCUGCAGGUCCCGGUGCUGUUCGAGGAUGUGGCAGUGCGGUUCAGCCAGCAGGAAUGGGCAAGCCUGGACGAGGGACAGAAGGAGAUGUACCGGAGCGUCAUGGAAGGCAACUACGAGAUGCUGGUGUCCCUGUACUGUGCCCUGUCCAAGCCUGAACUGUUACUGCAGCUGGAAAGAGAAGAGCUGAGCAUGCUGCCGGAAUCCGAGCCAGAGGCAGCAGAGGUGUCCCCAGAGCUGGCAGUAGAGCCAGCCCGACAGAACUGCACCAGCCAUGAUGCUCUGCUGGAGACAGAGACAAGGGAGAGGGGCUGCAGGGAGCCAGAGGAAAGCAGGAAUGUGGCAGAGAAAAGUGGGAACUUGGUAGAGGAAGGCGAGAACCUGGUGGAGGAAAGCUGGAGCCUAGUGGAGCUAAGUGGGAACCUGAUAAAGGAAAUCUGGGAUGUGGCAGAGGAGAACAGGAGCCCAGCAGAGGAGAACAGGAGCCCAGCAGAGGAGAACAGGAGCCCAGCAGAGGAAAACAGGAGCCCAGCAGAGGAAAACAGAAGCCUGGCAGAGGAAAGUGGGAACCCAGCAGAGGAAAGUGGGAACCUGAUGGAGGAAAGCAGGAGCCCAGCGGUCCCAGAGAACUGCAGCAUACCACCUGUCCCUCUGGAAGCCACUGCUGUCCUGGCGGAUCUCAGCCAGCCGACCCUGUCUCCUCCCCUCCCGCUCUCUGUGCACUGUCAGGAAGCCGUGGGUCAGAACUCUUCUCCCCCUGCAGCAGGAGAUGCUGAAGCAGGGAUCCCCAUGGAGGUGCCACAGGAGGAGGUUGCCGCAGAGAAGCCGUUAAUGCCCAAACCACCCUCUGAGGGUCUGGAACAGGACAAGGGUCAGGAAGAGGAGGCUGUGAAGGAUUCAGGGAAUACUGGCCAAGAGCUGGUGGCCGACAUUCCUGAAGAACCAGGAAAGGAGGUGACACCAGAUGUCCACAACACCACAGAACAGGCAGAUCCCAGCCCAGGGGAGCCGGAGAAGGAGUCCUGCGAGGGCCGGCCCGUGGCCUGGCAGCGAAAUUCCGCCCGGGAAUUUUACUCCUGCCCCAUCUGCAGGAAAACCUUCCUGCUGAAGAUCAACCUCCUGAUCCACCAGCGUGGCCACACCAACUGGGUGCCCUAUGUUUGUGUCCACUGCGACCGCAAGUUCAUGUCCAAGAAGAAAAUCAGGCGGCACCUCCGCGCCUGGGCGGCCAACGGGACGUGCCAGCCCUCGGAGCUGGAGGUGUGUCCCAGCCAGGUGCCAUGCCCAGUAUCCCAUCCCCAAACCUGGGCAGCUAACGGGACAUACCAGGCCUCAAAGCCAGAGGAGUGUCCCAGUAGGACACCGUGCCCAACAUCCCAGCCCCAGUCCUGGGCGCCCAAUGGCACCUGCCAGCCCUCGGAUGCAAAUGCCUGUCCCAGCCAGGGGCCGUUCCCGGCAUCCCAGUGCCCAACAUCCCAGCCCCAAACCUGGGCAGCCAAUGGGACCUGUCAGGCCUCGAAGCCAGAGGAGUGUCCCAGUAGGACACCGUGCCCAACAUCCCAACCCCAAUCCUGGGCGCCCAAUGGCACCUGCCAGCCCUUGGAUUCAAAUGCCUGUCCCAGCCAGGGGCCGUUCCCGGCAUCCCAGUGCCCAACAUCCCAGCCCCAAACCUGGGCAGCCAACGGGACCUGUCAGGCCUCAAAGCCAGAGGAGUGUCCCAGCCAGACCCUGUGCCCGUCCUCCCAGCCACAAGCCCCGAGCAGGGACUGUGGCACAGUGUGGCAGGAGCCCGGCCCGGCCAGGUGCUCGAUGUCACCUGGAAAAAUGAUGUACACGUGCACUGAGUGCCGGGAAACCUUCUCCAACCAGGGCUUCCUGACGGUGCACCAGCGCCGGCACUCCGGCCACCACCUCAUCCUGUGUCCCUGCUGCAACCGCAGCUUCACCUGGGUCUCGGACUUUGUCCGGCAGCACUGGAUGCACAUGGGCGUGCGGCCCCACCAGUGCGGCAUCUGCCAGAAGACCUUCAAGAGGUUCUCCCACCUCAAGGCGCACCAGAGGAUCCACAGGCGGCAGGAGCGGCCGUUCACCUGCGCCAACCCGGUGCCCAUGGCGGCACCCGCAGCAGGAGACGGGGUGGGAAGCCAGGCUGUGGCCCCCCAGGGAUGGAACGCUGCUGUGGGACCUUGAGGUGUCCUCCCGUUGGAUCUCAGGGUGUACACCCAGGGGUGGGAAGCUGCUGCUGAAAUUUGAGGUGACCUCCCAGAGACUUAAGGUGACCUCCCGCGAUGCUGCUGGUGGACUUUGAGGUGACGUCCCGGACACAGGGUGCUGCUGAUGGACUUUAAGUUGACCUCCCUAGGAUAGGAGGCUGCUGUCUGAUCUUGAGGUGAAGAAAGGGAUGGUGCUGCUGAUGGGCUUUAAGGUGUCUUCUCAGGAAUAAGAUGCUGCUGUUGAACUUUGAGGUGAUCUCCCAAGAACAGGAUGGUGCUACCAGACCUUGAGGUGACUCCCAGGGAUGCAAUGCUGCUGCUGGAUUUUGAAGUGACCUCCUGGGGACCGGAGGCCACUGUCAGAUCUUUUCCCCUCUAUCCCUCUCCAGAUGAAGGCUGGAACAUGGACAUUUUCUGUCUCCCCUGCCCUGGUGUGGGGACGGGGGGCACCUGCCCAGCCCAUGUGAGGGGGGCUCCUUGUUCCCAAGCCCUGUGGGGUGGGUGGGAUGCUGGGAAUGGGUCUUUUUUCUGGAGAGUGCCAAUAGAUGCUGUAGAAACCA
Molecule: messenger RNA, 2964 nt
Organism: Passer domesticus (house sparrow)
Lineage: Eukaryota; Metazoa; Chordata; Aves; Passeriformes; Passeridae
Product: zinc finger protein 775-like
Exons: 6
Coding region: 87-2381 (764 amino acids)
Biological process (GO): regulation of DNA-templated transcription
Source: RefSeq, a predicted model, not a curated record